Molecule: messenger RNA, 1053 nt
Organism: Jaminaea rosea
Lineage: Eukaryota; Fungi; Basidiomycota; Exobasidiomycetes; Microstromatales
Product: putative ZRT2-zinc transporter II
Exons: 2
Coding region: 1-1053 (350 amino acids)
Biological process (GO): zinc ion transmembrane transport
Cellular component (GO): plasma membrane
Molecular function (GO): zinc ion transmembrane transporter activity
Source: RefSeq, a predicted model, not a curated record
AUGGCUGACGCAGAAGCUGCUCCCGCCUGCCAUGGCCCUCGCUCCGAGCCCUUUGAGACUGGAAGCGGCUCCAUUGGCCUUCGAAUCGGCGCCAUCUUCAUCCUCCUCGCCUCUUCCGCGCUCACGACGCUGUUCCCCAUCGUCACAAGGCGCGUCCCCCGCCUCACCAUCCCGUCGUCGGCAUUCGACUUUGCCAAGUACUUUGGCAGCGGUGUCAUUAUCGCUACCGCCUUCAUGCACUUGCUUGAGCCGGGAGCCGAUGAGCUUGCCAGCCCCUGCCUCAACGAGAACUUCCAGGAGUACCCCUUUGCCUUUGCUUUUGCCAUGAUCUCGCUCUUCGUCACCUUCUUCGUCGAGCUCCUCGCCUUCCGCGUUGGAUCCAAGAUCGCUCAGCGCCUCGCCUACGACCCCCACCAGGGUGGCCACCACCAUGCCAACGCUCACGGCCACGACGCCCAGGCUGUGAACGGUGGCUCUAGCCCCACGGCCGCCAUGACCGCAAAGGGCAGCGAGGAGGACGUCAACUCCGUCGAGAAGGGCUUCACAAAGGACCAGCCCCUCUCAGCCGCCGCUUCUGAGAUUCUCGGUGUCGCUAUCCUCGAGUUCGGUGUCAUUUUCCACUCGGUCAUCAUCGGCAUUACGCUCGGCACCACGAGCGACUUCAAGAUCCUCUUCAUCGUCAUCAUCUUCCACCAGAUGUUUGAAGGUCUCGGUCUCGGUGCUCGUCUUUCGCUCCUCCCGCUCGCGCCCAAGUCGCUCAUCCCCUACAUUGGAGCAAUUGCCUACGCACUCGUUACCCCCAUUGGCCUCGCCAUUGGUCUCGGCGUUCGCAACACCUACAAUGAGGAGAGCGCCACGGCCAACUACGUCACUGGUAUCUUCGACUCGGUCUCGGCUGGUAUUCUCCUUUACACCGGUCUCGUCGAGCUCCUCGCCCACGAGUUCAUCUUCAACGAGAAGAUGCGCACCGCUCCCCUGGGCAAGGUCGUCCUCAACGUCAUUGAGAUGUUCAUCGGCGCAGGCCUCAUGGCCCUCCUCGCCAAGUGGGCCUAA